Messenger RNA from Adineta ricciae, 2550 nucleotides. Lineage: Eukaryota; Metazoa; Rotifera; Eurotatoria; Adinetida; Adinetidae. The record is from the annotation of a GenBank genome assembly.
AUGGCAGAGUCAACAUCGCCAACAAUAUCACGAUCAGCACAUCGACUCGAGUAUCCUGCGUCGUUUCACACAACCUUACCCUCGCCCACAACGACCAAGCCGUACCAUUCAAGUUUUGACUUUAUUAGCGAACCACGUGACUGUGAAACAUUAACAAAUUACAAUCACGAUAUUCAUCGCACACAUUCACCGCGAACCCUCGAAAGUGAUUUACGUCAAUUAGAUAUCGAUUCUAAUCGUCGUACAAUCCAAACUAAACACAAGAAAUUAGAUCGAACUGAAUCAAUAUCAUUGCCCACAACACCAACUGAACAGUUAUCUCCAUCCUAUGAACACAAGUAUUCUCGAUUAAUCACUCUCAAAAAUGGAAUUAAUAAUAGUAAUGAUGAUGAUGAACCAUCUUUCAUUUUUCCAUCAUCAGCCGACUAUAUGAAUGCUAUUCCUGAACAAGAUCUGCAGCAAACCAGUGAAGAACUGCUCGCCAAUGUGAAAAAAAUAUUACAGCCCACGUCUUCUUCAUCAUCUUCAAAUGCAUCAUCCGAAACGAAUUCAUCGAUUUCGUAUGGUGUCGAUUGGAGUGAUCGUGCUACUCCAACAUCACAUUGUUGGUUUCCGUAUAAAAUGACUGAUAUAUCUUCAGCUCAACCUUGUGGCUUUUUCUCAUGUAAAGAGCCGAAAUCAAAUCAAUUUGUUGAAUUUCUUCAAUGUGAAUCAUGUUCACUGAUUGUACAUACUCAUCAUCUUCUCGAUUUACAAGCAGCAACAACAUCAACAACCAAUCUAAUUCCACCAUGUCGUCCGUCAUUCUCGGAACCGAUCAAUCCAAAUUCCUACAAUCAAAAAGAUAUCAACGAUCCAAAUCGGUUCGAUCGACACUACUGGUCACAUGUUUCCAUUCUCACGAAACCAUGUGCGCUGUGUAAACGCAAAUCGAUGUCAAGUUCUAUAUUUGGUAGCAAUCGACCUUCGACAAUGCCCUCAUUAGAUGCGAUGACGAAAGGUUCAUCAAGCAGAACCCUUGGAGGUGACAGUACCAGUCCCAAAAUGUCUGGCAUAUCGAGUGGUUUUCAAUGUUUGUGGUGCUUACGUGGGUAUCAUCGUCGGUGCUGGGAUCAGAUAUUUAAUCAAGAUGAAAAGAAUAAAUGUGAUUAUGGAAUAUUAAAAAAUAUCAUUGUUCGACCACAAUGGUUGCGUCGCAUUCCUGGUCCUCCAUCUCAUUUUCGUGCUCAAUAUCGUUUUCAUACCUCGAAUGACUCAUCCACAUCUACAGACAAUUAUACGCCAUUACUUCUGUUCAUUAAUAAACGUUCCGGUGGUCAGAGCGGAGAGAAAAUCUAUCGAAAACUUUUACAUCUUCUCAAUCCUCGUCAAGUGUUUCUACUCGAAAAUGAUGCAACUAUUUUCCGUGCUCUGGAAAUCUACUCGUCAUUAGCAAACAUUCGUAUAUGCGUUUUCGGUGGUGAUGGAACCGUCGGCUGGGUACUCAGUUGCUUAGCAGAACUUUAUCCAUCCUUGAAUAAUCCACCUGUCAGUAUAUGUCCCCUGGGAACAGGUAAUGAUCUUUCACGAGUUUUACUAUGGGGUGAGCAAUAUGAUUCCAAACGUUUAAUAUCGAUUUUAACACAAAUACCUCGAGCAUUAUCAACCGCCUUAGAUCGUUGGCAAGUCACAAUUGAACAAGUCGAGAAUCGUCAAGAAGAUAACUCGACUGCAUCACGAACACUUCUGUCGUUAAUUAAUCAUCCGAAAUUUGUUCGUGAUAGAAAUCGUGCGUCGUAUCAAAAUAACCGUACUUUGCCGAAUACACGUUUUAUUAAUUAUAUGAGCUUUGGCUUGGACGCAGCUAUCGCUUUGGAAUUUCACGAACGUCGAAAACAGGAUCCAGGAAAGUUCUCUUCGCCAUUAAAGAAUAAAUUUAUGUAUUUAAAUGAAAGUCGUAAAUAUUUAAAUGAUUUUGCACGUUCAAAAAUGUGGAAUUUAAGUUCCUAUAUACGUUUGAUAUGUGAUGGAGAAGAUCUAACGGAUUCCAUACGUAAUUGUCAUACAUUAUUAGUAUUGAAUAUUCCAUGUUAUGCAUCAGGUACAAAUCCGUGGGGUAAAUCAUCGAAUACAUCGUCGACCUCCUCUCAAACGAUCAUCAUUCAAAAAGAUUGUGAUUCAUUUCAAGAAAUUUCGACAAGUUCAAUUGAAAUCAUUGAUCUACCAGCAAAUACACAUGAAGUUUACGAGUUAGUAACACUAAACGAUUGUCCCAGUGAUCAACUCAAUCUACCAUCUGUAACAACAAUCACAACUCCGAUUGGUCGAUUUGAUCGACAAGAUUUUGGUGAUAAGAAAGUCGAAGUCGUCGGCUUAAGUACAACUCACAUGGCUACGAUCCAUAUGGGCUUUCGGGGUAUACGUAUAGCACAAUGUAGUAACGUACGUAUUGAAAUCUGUAGUCCGAUGACAGCACAAAUGGAUGGGGAACCAUUCUAUUUACCAGAUUCCGUUGCUGUCAAUGUGACACAUGCCGGUCAAGUAUUGGUUUUACGAAAUGACAAUAGAUAA